CGAGAAAACAUUUUAUUGUAUGCAAAAGUUAAUACGAGCAGAAGAAAUAUCUAGAGAUCGGGAGAACAGAUAGAGUACCUCAACAUCUUGUUGCAUCUGAUAAAGAGCAUGACAAGACCCCUUUGCAAGUUUACAGAAAAGGGGACAAAUGAUCAAGCGUACAAAUACUGAAGCUGAAGUACGUACUCGUCUAAAAUGGGUCCUUGGAAGAGGUUCAGUGUAGGCGUUGCUACUGGAAACAGUAUUGCUUGGACAAUAUAGAGAAAUGCUCGCUUGCAUCGGUGUAAUAUGAACAACUCCGAGUAUUACUACCUGCAGCUCCUCCCGAACGUCACCUACAACGUCGAUGCGGACGCGAACUGGACUUCCGCGGUGAAUUCCAGCGGCGGGUAUGCGGACGAAGCGGCAGACGCCUGGGCCAAAUGGAGUCAGCUCAUCGAGGAUAGAGCGCUUGUGGUCACGUUGCUGUUACUCUUUUCGGCCUGUACGGUUUUCGGAAAUACUCUGGUCAUAUUGGCCGUCGUUAGAGAAAGGUAUCUUCACACACCAACAAACUACUUCAUCGUCUCACUAGCAGUAGCCGACUGCUUGGUGGGUUUGGUGGUGAUGCCCUUUAGUGCCCUCUAUGAGGUGCUUGGACACACGUGGUUCUUCGGAGCCGAAUGGUGCGAUGUGUGGAGAAGCUUGGACGUUCUUUUCAGCACAGCUUCCAUUCUCAAUCUUUGUGUCAUCUCGUUGGAUAGAUACUGGGCGAUAACAGAUCCGAUCGCCUACCCGAUGCGUAUGACCAAAGUGAAGUCCGCCAUCUUGAUAGCCGGCGUUUGGGUAUGCAGUAGCGCUAUCUCGUUCCCGGCUAUCGCUUGGUGGCGAGCAGUCCGCACUGCGCCCAUUCCUGCUUUCCAAUGUCCCUUCACGGAGCAUCUCGGCUACCUGAUCUUCUCUUCCACAAUUUCCUUCUAUCUUCCGCUCUUCGUGAUGCUGUUCACCUACUUCAGGAUCUACAGAGCAGCCGUGGCCCAGACGAGGUCGCUGAGGCUGGGCACCAAGCAGAUUCUGCUCGGAUCUGGGGAGCUGGAACUCACGCUCAGGAUCCACAGAGGUGGUGGGACAACAUGCAAAGCUCAACAAGAUGCUAAGCAGCUGUAUACUUGCGGUGAGGAUGAGCCAUUGACAGCUUUACAAAACAAUGGCUUAUCUAGGCACACAUCUACAAGGUUCAACCCGCACAACAAAAACUUCUCACUGAGUCGCAAGCUGGCGAAAUUCGCCAAAGAGAAGAAGGCCGCCAAGACUUUGGGUAUAGUGAUGGGUGUGUUUGUGAUAUGCUGGUUGCCGUUCUUCGUUGUUAACCUGCUGUCCGGGUUCUGCAUACAGUGCAUCAGCAAUGAGAAGAUCGUUUUGGCCAUAGUCACGUGGUUGGGAUGGAUCAAUUCCAGCAUGAAUCCUGUCAUAUACGCGUGUUGGAGCAGGGACUUCAGAAGAGCGUUCUUGAGGAUUCUCUGCGUCUGCUGUCCUAGAUCAAUCAGGAAAAAGUACCAACCAGUAUUCAGGAGUAAGGCUAGUCAGAUGCACGAAUGCUCAUAUUGUUGCGGAAAGCGAUAGUGUUUUCUACUGUAUAAGCACAGAGACUGUCAUCGCAGCGCAACUACAGCUCGUACUCGUUGAGGCACAAUUCGUGCGAGCAGACGUACAUAUAGCAUACGGCCCCCGCACCAUCCGCAUCCAACCAUCACCAUUACAACCACCAUCACCAUCAUCGGUCCGUUGGAAUGGAGAUUGCGUCCAGCCUCCCUUUCACUCGAUCAACGUCCC
Acanthoscelides obtectus is the source of this 1812-nucleotide messenger RNA. The record is from the annotation of a GenBank genome assembly. NCBI's taxonomy places the organism in Eukaryota, Metazoa, Arthropoda, Insecta, Coleoptera, Chrysomelidae.